AUGGGAAAGAUUAGAGGAAGAGCCAUCAAGAACGCAGCAAAGAGCGUUGUAGAGAAAUAUUUCAGCAGAUGCAGCGUAGACUUCGAGAACAAUCUGGCACUGGUGAAGGACGUGACAGUCACCCAGAACAAGAAGACAAGAAACUGCGUGGCUGGAUACAUCACACACCUGAUAAAGCGCAUUCAGAAGGGAGAGGUGAAGAACGUGCACAUUAAGGCGCAUGAGGAGGAAAAGGAGCGAAAAGAGUCAUUCAUCCCAUCAGAGGGCGUAAUGGACGUAGACAAGAUGGACGUGGAUCCAAUAACACUGAGAAUGCUCCAGGACUACGGAAUCAUGGGCAACUAUGUUGCAGCAGAAGAUGCAACCUACUACUAA
Molecule: messenger RNA, 375 nt
Organism: Enterospora canceri
Lineage: Eukaryota; Fungi; Microsporidia; Enterocytozoonidae
Source: the annotation of a GenBank genome assembly